UUGCCUGUCGGAGGGUUCGAUGGAGGGUGCCGAAGCCUCUCAGGGGGAGGGAAAAUCCUCGGUUAGUAGCGAGGGACACGUUGCGGAGCCGGCAGUAGUGAGAGCCGUGCGGCCUCAUAGGCCUCGCUAUAAUAAUACCCGCUAAAAUAUUUAUCGUCAAUUGUUUUAUCGUCGGUUUUUAACAAUGCUUGCACUCGGAAGCCGAAAAAUUUACGGAAUUUCGUGCGGAGUGAAUUUCGGGAUUGAUAUGUCCAAAUCUACCGGAUAAGUAGCUAGAACGUAGAUAGAAAAAUCAAAGGGUGAAUUGUCAAGACUUAACGACCAAUCGAAUCUCGUCAAUUACUAAUUAAAUAUUUACUUAAUCUUAUUUCUGUGAUUAUACAUAUAAUUAAUUAAUUAAUUAAUAAUAUUAAAAUAUUAUAAAUAAUAUAAAAGUCUAGUUAAACAACGAAGUGUGUGUAAAUGGCCUAAAAACAAGUGUGUGUAAAAAGUGAUGCGUGUACCUGAUUAAUUUAACAAAGCUUUUGUUCGCAAAACAUCGCGAGAGAAAGAUAAUUAGUGCGGAUCUUGUCGAGUGAUUGUGGAUUAAGCCGAAAAAGCGUUUAGAUUCGCCCGUCAGCAUCCGGUAAUUAAAAGUGAAAUUAAAUUAAAAAGUGCAAUGAAAGACUCUUAAAAAAUGGACUAUUUGUUAAAAUAUUUCAUCAUUUUUACACGAGUGUGUUUCAUAAAAAAGUUCAAGGUGUCCCAGGACCCAAUUUCAAUCACAAUGUUCCGAUCAGAAGUAAGAUCUUGAAGUUCCAAGAGCAGCAAAUAUAACCCAACUCCAAAAUCAAGAUGGAUACUACCAGGCUGAGUGGACCAGGGUCUGGAAGCCCAGCUCCAGACUCAACAAUGCCUAGUUACACAGGCUUGACCGGUGAUGGCAACGUCGACUACAUCAUCAGCGACUACAUGGAGCGAUUAGGAGAGCGGCUGAAUAUCCUGGAAACUGAGCUGAAGUACGCGUGGCGAGCGUUGGACCUGCUCAGCCAGGAGUACAUUAAGAUGUGGGAGCGAUUGGAGAAGCUGGAAGGUCUGUUGUACGAGCAGCAGACGGUGAUCAGCCAGCUGAUUGAAUUCUACGCUGGUGGUAACCAAGGACCUGGAAACGGCGGUGCGCCGAAUGCGAUCGAAGAAGCUCAGCGAGGAUCUGUUGGAGAAUUGGACGCAAUUGCCAAAAGCCUGGGUCCUUCGAUGGGAAUUGAGGACACCAGUGUACUGAGGGAGAAGUUGGCCCAGCAGGAAUUAGCAAGGAUGCAUUCGACUCACGACAGUGGAGCUGUUGCGGCGAUUACGGAAAUGCACCGGACAGUUAGGUUGGAUCCUUUGGAAACGUUGGAAGAAGAAGGAGCGAUGCCUGAUGAAGCUUUCUACCGGAGUCUGAACAACGCUUACAGGGAAGACUUGAUCUGUGGAGAGACUUCAAGGCCUGCUUCUCAGUUAGGGAUGAUUUGGGAAGAAGCGGAGGACGUUGAUGAGUCCAAUGGCAAAAAGGAAGAGGACAAGGUCAAGGGUAAGGAGGAGAAAGCUAAGGAAAAGGCGAAGGAAGAUAAGGAAGAAGUUGUGGAGGAAAAGAAGGAAGAAGAGGCUGAUCCGGAUGAAGGAGAGAUCUUUAGUGCAGCUGAUUACAAGAGCUACCGAGGAAAUACGCCUUGUGUCAGCGAGCAGGAUCUGGCAGAAUUGUCCAAAUUGAGUUCGCUGGACCAGGUUGCGUUGGAGAAGCUUCAUGAAUUGGAUAAGCUGACCAGCAAGCUUCAGAAGGACUCGCAGGAUCUGAUUGAAUUGAAUACUAGGUUGAUGGAGUCUCCAAAGAGAUUCAGCUCGGAAGCAGAGGCUAAGUUAGCAGAGGAAGCUAGUAGCAUAGACGAACAAUUGCGUAAGAUAUACGCUGAGACUGACGUUGACAAUUGGACGUAUUCCAAGAGUCCAGGAUCUACGGGAAGGUCUAUCUCUCGGGUCAGCACUGACUCUGGGCUGGCUACAGACGGUGAUUUUACCGCCAGGUCCAUUUCUCCAAGACUGAGCACCACACCAAAGAGUCACUUAGACUCGUCUGUUCACAGUACAUCGACUUACACGCCACCUAGGUUAGGGUACACGAGCUCGCUUCUAGAAAAGAGCCCGGAACCAGUGAUGCCCUUGCCUAUAGACCCAGGUAACUUCGCAAAAGGUUACGCGGAAAACAAGGAACUGACUGAUCUGAUUGGCGAGAGCUUCGUAGCAGUGACCUGCGCCUCUCCGACUGUUAGCUACAACACUGCUACAGAUAAGAUUCCGUCGCCUACGUUGUCUGCUAGCAGCCAACACAGCAUCCACAGUGUCCAUAGCAUCCACAGCGUCCAGAGUCUUCGAACUCGCCGUGAUGGGUACUUCGGUAGCGCCGCAAGGCUCAACUUUGAGUUUCCCGAGAGUAGAACUCCACCCAGUCCAUCACCAAGCUCGCCGCCUCCACCAGCUCCGAGAGACUCCAGCGACGCUUUUCUGAUGCCAGCUGAAAAACUGACUGAUGACAGACUAAACCGGCCCUUGUCGCCUAAAUCACCUCGCGCAUCACCGAAGCACGUUCCCAAGCCUUCUAACAUUAUGGCAGCUAUCUCAGACUCUGGUCUGUCCUCAAUGAGCAGCUGGAGCGGCGUCGACAAGUCUCCCAGCUCUCCCAAGACUUCGAUGACCAAGAUGCUGACUUCUUACUCGCUGGACCACACCAGGUCGAUAAUCACUGCGAACCAAUUAAGAACCGCUAGUCCAAUUCCUUCGCUUCCAACUUCGACUGCCAUCCAAGAACCCUUGUACGACACGCCUGAAGGCCGCGAUGCUUUCGGCAACGUUACUACCACCGCAAACAGUCUGAUGGCGAAUCACGUUCCCUUGGCUAAAUCUCCAGCUUCCAAAGAUGACUACACCUUCGGAUCAGCUGGGAAUAUCAACGCCAGUCCGAAAAAACGUGGUCGUGCUCAGACACUUCAACAUCAGCAUACCUACGACACGGUUACUCCCGGGACGGAUGUGAUCUACCGACCAGAUCAGCCGGCUAUCUACUCCGUUGCUGGUAAUCGGCAACAUUUCAUCACAGGAGUCUACACUAGCAGCCCCAGUGGCUCCACCCGGUCGUUGGUCCCACGAACUACCAGCGCUGAGCAAUUCUACCGUGGCGCUGACUUGGCUAACUACCAAGAAGCCUACAACGCGAUGCAGUACGCAGAAGCUGCGCUUUCAGGGUAUCCUCAUCGUAAGCCAACUAGAGUGAUGUCCUACGGUGAUAGAGCGAACCAAGAAGCUUACAAAACAGCUUACAGAAACAUGUUUCCUGGUAAUAUUACUGAUGCAUUGUCCUACUAUCCAACUUCCGCAAAUCUUCCACAGACAGAAGCCGACAAUUGGUAUCGUGAGUCUCAGAUUCCUCAUGAUUCAACUUCUUCUAGUAUAAGGUCUAUGACUUCGGAUGGUAGUUAUGCUCAGAAUUACAACGAUCGAAGAUACCCUCAGCCGCCUAGUUAUCAAAGCCAUCAGCAGUACUACCAAAAUUACCACCAACAGCGAGCUCAGUACCAACAGCAGUAUCAGCAGGCCUAUGUCCAGCGGAUGACCAGCUCAGAAAGCAGUGCCUCGGAGAAUUUCCGACAGCGUCCAGCUCAGUAUGUUGUUGACAAGGACAGACAAGUUACCCAACCUCAGCAAGGUUACUACGAUCCUUCCAAUGUAAUUGUGUCUCAGUCGGGAUACAUCAGCAUAUCAGCGGAUAUAAAAGAACGCGAGGAAGUAAAGGUUCCUAAGAAAGUUCGCCGUGGUUCUUCGCUGAAGAACGCGAUGAGCUCGAUGAGCCAUUGGUUACCGGAUUUGCACCUUACCAAGCGUCAUCGAAGCCAAUCUCUUCCGGGAGGAGUCAGGAGGGAAGAUCUUGAUGUUUCUGACUCUGGAAGUCAGCAAGAACCACCUGAGGUUAAGUCUAGAAGAUCACACGCUGCAAGGAAGAAGAAGAAGCAUAAUCUGGUGUCUACAGUCUCGGGGAUUCUUCAGAAGGCCAAACGAAGGAGCCACCACUCUCAAUCGCUGUCUGAUCCAGAGCAGUCGGAAACUGAGUGGAGCAGCGGAAGACAGAGUGGAUUGUCCGAAGAUGAAGAUAGUGUCAUGUCGGAUAUUAACCAAGAUCCUCCUUUCUUUGCUAAAGUUCGAGCCAGCCAGAAGCGGAAAACUCCGUCUACUUUGGCGCAGCAGCAACAGAUCCAGCAACAGAUUCAGCAGCAAACUCCAACACUUCCGUCGCCUCAACAGCAACACCUGGACUAUCUUCAACAGCAGCAGGCUGCUUUGCAACAGCAGAUCCAGCAGCACCAGGAACAGCUCCAGCUUCAGGCAGCUCAGGAUCGCAUGAAGGAAAGAGAUCUAAGGAUCAAACACGAAAAUAGUGAGCAAGAAUUGUCAGACAACCUGACCAACGCCGAAGAUGCUCAUGACGGUUCAGGAAAAAGCACGGGAUCAGGUUCUGGCGGGUCUACGUCAAUGUUCCCGACAGUUGGAGAUAUUAAGCGCUCUACGGGAAGUUCCGACGAAGCUCCCAAUGAAAAGGCACCCAAGUUACCAGUUGCGAUGAUGGGUGGAGCCAGUAUGGAGUUCGCAGUGUCAAGAGCUUUGGGGAAGUAUCGUCAGCGUCAGUCUUCCACAGUAUCAGACGACCAGCUGAUGUCUGAAGACGCUUUCGAUAAGAAAUCAGACGACGGCCAGUUGCAAGAAUCUUCACCUCCUAAAGAAGGUGAAGAAGAAUCCCAGCCUCAAGAAGAAAAUGUUGAAAAAAACGAAAAGACACCGAGUGCGAAGCCUCCGGAGCUGGUGACAAGCCUGUCCGAGGAGGCACCUGUCUCGGAAGGGAGUCCGUCGGCUUCCAGCACUCGGGGCUUUGGAUACGUCACCAACAGGUUCUUGCCUAGACAUCAACAAUCUCUGGAUAUUCCUUGGGGAGGUUCAAGAAGCGGAGAAGGGGAUGAGGACAACAGAAGCACUCACUCCUACCGUAGCACCUCCCGUGUGUCUUCCAGGCGCCAGAGUACUGAAGACUCUAUAGAUUCUGAAGACGAGUGGUACUGCUACGAAUUGAAGAAGCUUGAAGAAUUAGAACGGCAGUCGCAGUUGGAUAUUGAAAUGGGCCAGGUUCUCGUUGAGGAGCCUGAAGAGCAACCUUAUUGUCCUGAUGAAGACGUCAAGCAGCGGAUGUCCUUCGUCCUGAAGGAGCUCAAGCUUAAAGCUGUUCCCAAGGACACUAACAAGAUUGUUGAGGAAACCAACGAGUAUAACACCAAGAAGGACAACAAUUUGAUUAACAAUUUGAGAGGUACUAAGAUCAACGGCGCCAUUCCGUUGAGUCGCCAGCGACCUUUUGAAGACGACGGCAAGCCGAUUCCUAAGAAAAAGAAUGCUGAGAGUAUUGAGACUGUUUUUGCAAGAGUUACUGACUACCACACCUGGGCCCAUGAAGAAGAGGCUCGUCGUGAGGAACGGACAGCUUUGUUACCGAUGGACGAAGGCUCUUCUGGCGAAACAUCAGGACCUGAUAGUCCUGUCCACUCCAUGGACGAAUUGGAAGAAGAACUGGACCUCCGCAAGGAUUUAGAAGAGCAGUCCAGGCGCAGCUCCAGUGGGUCCACAAUGCGUAGGGAAAGCGAGAAGCAGCUCCUUCAUCAAGGUUCUGAUUCCCUAUCCAGGGAAGGAAGCGUCAGUGUUCCACCCAGUGAGGUCUCCGUUAGCAUUCCCGGAGGCUGGGACUCAGAGAGCACUGUCGUUGAAGGAGAACGCGAUGGAGCUGGAAGCGCGGAAACUGCAACGCUAAGCUUGCCCAAGAUCAAGAUCGAUUCUUCGUCCUGCGGAAGUUCUGAUACUACUUUGAAGGAAGGACAAGUCAGUCCUGGACCUCCGGGGUCUAAAUGGAAGCUCCUAAAGGCUUUGAAGGAACGCAAGGCUGAAGAUAAGCUCAAGGAGGAAGAAGACGCCACUGCCAAGGAAACUGCUGUUCCUCCUCCGCCUCCUACUAAUGGCAGUGGCGCGGGUGGAGAAUCUGGUGGCCGAUCUAACGGACAUCCAGGAGAUAAUCCGUUCUACAGCAACAUCGACAGCAUGCCGGACAUUCGACCACGCCGGAAAUCGAUACCAUUGGUCUCGGAGUUGGUCUUGAAGCACGCUUUCGCGCGAAUCCUCGAGAUCGAAAAAGAAAAGCAAACUGGAGAUUGUGUGACAAUGGCAGCGACUAAGAGGAACGCAGCCGGAUUAACUUCUGCAGUACCCAGAGCUACGCUAAACGACGAGGAAUUGAAGAUGCACGUGUACAAGAAAACGCUCCAGGCGAUGAUCUACCCAAUAUCCUCGACGACGCCUCACAACUUCGUAACCUGGACCGCCACCUCGCCGACGUACUGCUACGAGUGCGAGGGAUUGCUCUGGGGAAUUGCUCGUCAGGGUGUACGCUGCAUGGAAUGCGGUGUAAAGUGCCACGAAAAGUGCAAAGAUCUGCUCAAUGCUGACUGCCUGCAGAGUAAGUUAAAAAGGGCCGCGGAGAAAAGUUCCAAGCACGGAGCCGAAGACAAGGCCAACAGCAUCAUAACCGCCAUGAAGGAACGGAUGAAGCAGAGGGAGCUUGAGAAGCCUGAAAUUUUUGAGCUUAUUCGGUCAGUAUUUGGAAUCGACGACAAAGAGCACCAGAAAUAUUUAACCUCAGUGAAGCAAUCAGUGCUGGACGGCACCAGCAAGUGGUCCGCUAAAAUCGCCAUCACAGUUAUCUCCGCGCAAGGACUUAUCGCCAAAGAUAAAAGCGGCACUUCGGAUCCUUAUGUGACUGUUCAAGUUGGAAAAGUUAAGAAACGAACGAGAACGAUAACUCAAGAAUUGAAUCCUACUUGGAACGAGAAAUUUUAUUUCGAGUGCCACAAUUCAUCAGACCGCAUAAAAGUCCGCGUGUGGGACGAAGACAACGACUUGAAAUCAAAACUGCGGCAGAAACUCACCAGAGAGAGCGAUGACUUCCUGGGGCAGACGAUCAUUGAGGUGCGAACCCUCAGCGGUGAAAUGGACGUCUGGUACAACUUGGAAAAGCGAACCGACAAGAGCGCAGUCUCGGGCGCCAUUAGACUCCACAUCAGUGUGGAGAUUAAGGGAGAGGAGAAGGUGGCGCCUUACCACGUCCAAUACACCUGUCUCCACGAGAACUUGUUCCACAGCCUCUGCGAGGGAAAUGACGGCAAUGUGAAGCUACCCCAGGCGAAGGGCGACGACGCCUGGAAGGUCUACUUUGAGCCUCCUGGUGAAGAGCUCGUGGAUGAAUUCGCGAUGCGCUACGGAAUUGAGAGCAUAUAUCAAGCCAUGACGCACUUCCACUGUUUGUCAACCAAGUACCUGUGUUCAGGAGUUCCGGCAGCGAUGUCAGCGCUUCUGGCGAACAUUAACGCUUACUAUGCACACACGACUGCGUCAUCAGCUGUCUCGGCUAGCGACAGAUUCUCCGCUAGCAAUUUCGGGAAAGAAAAAUUCGUGAAACUUCUGGACCAGCUGCACAACACGCUGCGUAUUGAUCUGUCGAUGUUCAGGAACAACUUCCCAGCAUCCAGACCAGAGAAGCUGCAGGACUUGAAGAGCACAGUGGACCUGCUGACGAGCAUAACCUUCUUCCGGAUGAAGGUCCAGGAGCUGACGAGUCCUCCGAGAGCUAGCACAGUGGUGAAAGACUGCGUGAAAGCCUGCUUACGGUCGACGUACCAGUUCCUGUUCGAGCAUUGCUACGAGCUGUACAACAGGGAGUUCCAGGUGGACCCGAACGAAGCUAAGCGGGAUCCUAAUGACCACGGCCCGGUCCUGGACUCCCUGGACUUCUGGCACAAGCUGAUCGCGCUGAUUGUCUCGGUGAUAGAGGAGGACAAGAACAGCUACGGUCCUGUGCUCAAUCAAUUCCCUCAAGAGCUGAACAUCGGUCAGCUGUCCGCCGCUACCAUGUGGUCACUCUUCGCAGUAGACAUGAAGUACGCCCUCGAGGAGCACGAGCAGUACCGACGGUGUAAGUCUUCCGAGUACAUGAACCUCCACUUCAGGGUGAAAUGGCUCCACGCCAACUACGUCAAGGACGUUCCACCGUACAAAGGCGCAGUUCCUGAGUACCCAGCCUGGUUCGAGCCGUUCGUUAUGCAGUGGCUCAACGAAAACGAUGACGUCUCACUUGAAUAUCUCCAUGGUGCCUUUAAUAGAGAUCAAAAGGACGGGUUCAUAAAGAGCAGCGAGCACGCCCUUUUCAGUGUAUCAGUAGUAGACGUAUUUACCCAAUUAACGCAGUGCUUCGACGUCGUUUCCAAACUGGAGUGUCCUGAUCCGGAAAUCUGGAAGAGGUAUAUGAAGAGAUUCGCCAAGACUAUUGUUAAAGUCCUGAUGUCUUACUCGGAUAUCGUAAAACGAGAGUUUCCAGGCCACCUUAAGGAUGAAAGAAUUGCGUGCAUCCUAAUGAACAACAUCCAGCAGCUGCGAGUCCAGCUGGAGAAGAUGUUCGAAUCAAUGGGAGGAGAAAAACUAGAGGAAGACGCAGCAAAUAUCCUAAAAGAACUCCAGCAACAAUUAAACACCGCGCUGGAUGAACUAGCGGUGCUCUUCGCCAGGAGCUUGGAACCGAGAAUAACUGUUUCCGUCCGCGAACUCGGGGACUUGCUUUUGGCGAUAAAAGGCGGCGGGCAGGUUAACCUACAACAAGCUGCGCAGAGAGACGCUGUCGCGAUGGAGGCCGAUGAUGUCCUCAGGCCGCUUAUGGACCUCCUGGAUGGAAGUUUGUCGCUGUAUGCCCAGUCCUGCGAAAAGACAGUGCUUAAGCGGCUGCUCAAGGAACUCUGGAAGAUUGUCAUGAGAAUUCUUGAGAAAACUGUUGUGCUGCCACCUAUGACUGAUAAGAGUAUGAUGUUCAAGAACUUGACCGAUAAUGCUAAAAAUCUAGCAGCGAAUGCCAAAAUUGAAGAUAUGUCGAGAAUAUUCAAGAAUCAUAUGGCUGGAAAGCCAGAUGUGAAGAAUGCACUCAGUGGAGUGAUGGACAUAUCCAAGGAAGUAGAAAAGAACCUUUCGCCGAAACAAUGCGCAGUAUUAGACGUCGCAUUGGACACGAUAAAGCAAUACUUCCACGCGGGAGGUAACGGCCUGAAGAAAAACUUUUUAGAGAAAUCCGCAGAGCUCCAAAGUCUGAGAUACGCCCUCAGUCUGUACACGCAGACGACGGACACUCUCAUCAAGACCUUCGUCACCACUCAGCUCAACCAGAUGCCCCUGAACAACGCAACAACCCUACGUCAACGUCAACGUUCCGUGAGCAGUGAUAAAGGCGACGAUGGUGAUGACGAUGGGAUGGAAGGGUUAGAAGAGCCCCUUCGUCAAAGUAAACCGCCGCCUCUUAGACGGGAAAGUCGACAAGACACACUAGAUGGCGGAGCGGUAGGGGAACUUAGUCUCCAGGUGGACCUGUUCACUCAUCCUGGCACCGGGGAACAGAAGAUAACCGUGAAAGUGUCACAAGCGAACGAUCUGAAGUGGAACCCGCAGUCCUUCAAACCUUACGUGGAGGUUAACUUAAUAGGACCCCAUCUAGCGGAGAAGAAACGGAAAUACGCGACUAAAUCUAAGAGCGGAACGUCGCCGAAGUUUAACGAAACUUUCCAUUUCAUGAUUGGAAACGAUCAACAACUGCUGGACUACCUAGAGCUGCAUGUGUGCGUAAAAGACUACUGUUUUGCGCGACCGGAUAGUCUAGUAGGUGUCGCUGUAAUCCAACUAAAGGACAUCGCCGAGGAAGCGUCACGUCCUUACGUCCUAUCUCUCGGAAAGCGAAUCCAGAUGGACGAAACCGGAUGGACGAUUUUGCGCAUCCUAUCCCAGCGAAACAACGACGAGGUCGCUAAAGAAUUCGUGAAACUAAAGAGCGACAUCCGCCAGGAGAACCAGCAACCUAACCCCACCUGAAUUACCACCUCAAAAUAGAUACCUACAAGUAUAAAACGCGGCUCGGGGCUUUGAAAGAGCUCCUAAGCCAGAAGGUUAUAAAAAAGCUACUGAAGACUAUAUAUAGUCUUCGCAGAACUGAAAAGAUCGCACAAUCAACAAAAUGGCGUCUCAACACACUUAUGGCGAUCACAAAUAAUAAUAAUCGAUUAUAAUAACAUUAAAAAUAACAAAGUUAACCUAAAAGACUACGCAAUAAAUUCGACGGCGAAUUAAAACAAAGUUUUAUCGUUCGGUUAAUUAAUAUAAUUAUUUAUUGAUUUAUUUAAAAAAAAAUAAAUAAUGGAACGGUAUUCGGCUGUAGAUAUAAAUGCGAUAUGGAUUAAUUUUUCUAAUAAAUAACGCAUUUGCGCACGACCAAAUAAGGCGCGUCCGAACGUCAUUCAGACGUGCCAUAGAUAUUAAUAGGCAUUGUUAAAUCUUAACCUAAAAACGUACCGAGUACUGAUCAGAUAUGAUUCCUGAAUUGAAUAAUAAGAAUAAUAAUAAUAAUAACCUUAUACGAUCGAUAUUAAUGAGAAUAGUUUAUAGUUAUUAAUUGUAUCAUUAACUAUAUUAAAUCCAAGACUAAGCGAUUAAGUUUCUACAAUGUAGUUAACGUCUAGAUUUGUCUCGCCAAGCUUAACGAUGCUGAUUAGAACAGCAAAAUGAAUUUUUUUUUUUAUUAUUAUUUUUUUUUUAACUAAAA
This is a messenger RNA of Cotesia glomerata, 10729 nucleotides long. RefSeq lists its product as uncharacterized. The transcript has 23 exons. Gene Ontology annotation, cellular component: plasma membrane; terminal bouton; synaptic vesicle membrane. The record is from RefSeq and is a predicted model, not a curated record. Lineage: Eukaryota; Metazoa; Arthropoda; Insecta; Hymenoptera; Braconidae. Gene Ontology annotation, molecular function: syntaxin-1 binding; diacylglycerol binding; calcium ion binding. Gene Ontology annotation, biological process: dense core granule priming; synaptic transmission, glutamatergic; synaptic vesicle maturation. Bases 835 to 10002 code for a protein of 3055 amino acids.